GCGCCGUCCGCUGCGCGUCCCCGCGGGUCACCUGACCGCGGCCCAGCCGCCGCAACAUGGCGGCGCCCAAGUGAGCGGCGGCGCGGAGGAUGCGCGGCGUGGCCCGGUCGGAUUUCCGUCACCCUCUUCUUUAGCCGCCGCCUGUGACGCCCUCCGGAAAGCCGCCGCUGCUGCCCUGCUCCGGCUCCCCCGCCGGCUCUCCGCUGCCGCCGCCGCCAUGGAUGGGGGCUCCCCCAACGGCUCCGGCCCGGGGCAGCCCCCCCCGGGUGCCGGGAGCCCCCCCGGAGCCGGCGAGACACUCGUCGCCGAGGGCAGAGCCAGGAUCAUCUUCCCCAGCGCCAACGAGGUGUUUUACAACCCCGUGCAGGAGUUCAACCGGGACCUGACCUGCGCCGUCAUGACGGAGUUUGCGCGGCUCCAGCUGCUGCCGAAGGGGAUCCGGGUCGUCCUUCCCGGGGAGGAGAAGACGGACGCAGAUGCUCCCAAAACGGACACGGGCACUCCCGAAAUGGAUGCAGAUGCUCCCAAAACGGACACGGGCGCUCCCGAAAUGGACGCGGAUGCUCCCGAAACGGGUGCGGAUGCUCCCGAAACAGAUGUGGAUGCUCCCGAAAUGGAUGUGGAUGCUCCCAAAACGUCGGAGGAGGGUGAUGCCACCUCGGCACCUGCCGGCCCCGAGCCUCUGCGGACGGCGGCGCCGGGAGAAGUGUGCGAGGGGGGGCUGCAGGUGCUGGAGGGCCUGGCCGCCUCCGGCCUCCGCUCCAUCCGCUUCGCCCGGGAGGUGCCGGGGCUCCGGGCCGUGGUGGCCAACGACUGCUCGGCGCGAGCCGCGGAGCUCGUGGCCAGGAACGUGGCCUUCAACGGCGUCGGGCACCUGGUGACCCCCAGCCGGGCCGACGCCAGGAUGCUGAUGUACCAGAGCAAGGCGGACCGGGAGCUCUUCGACGUCAUCGACCUGGACCCCUACGGCAGCCCCGCGCCCUUCCUGGACGCCGCGGUGCAGGCCGUGAGCGAAGGCGGGCUGCUCUGCGUCACGUGCACCGACAUGGCCGUGAUGGCGGGCAACAGCGCGGAGACCUGUUACAGCAAGUACGGCGCCGUCUCCCUCAAGGGCAAGUUCUGCCACGAGAUGGCCCUCCGCAUCGUCCUGCACAGCCUGGACCUCCGGGCCAACUGCUACCAGCGCUUCAUCGUGCCGCUGCUCUCGGUCAGCGCCGACUUCUACAUCCGCGUCUUCGUGCGGGUCUUCACGGGGCAGGCGAAGGUCAAAGCCUCGGCCAGCAAGCAGGCCCUGGUGUACCACUGCGUGGGCUGCGGCACCCACCACCUCCAGCGCCUCGGCAAAGCCACCAGCCACGGCACCGGCUUCAAGUACGGGGCCGCCACGGGGCCGCCCGUGGGCCCCGCGUGUGAGUUCUGCCAGCAGCGGCACCAGCUGGGGGGCCCCGUGUGGGCAGAGCCCCUGCACGACGCGGCCUUCGUGCAGCGGGUGCUGGCGGCGCUGGAGAGCAGCCCCGGGCGCUUCCGCACCGAGGAGCGCAUCCGCGGCGUGCUCAGCGUCGUCACCGAGGAGCUCAGCGACGUCCCCCUCUACUACACCCUCGACAGCCUCAGCGGCACCAUCCACUGCAACACCCCCUCGCUGCUGCAGUUCAGGUCGGCCCUGCUGCACGCCGGCUACCGCGUCUCGCUCUCCCACGCCUGCAAGAACGCCGUCAAGACGGACGCGCCGCCCGCCGUGCUCUGGGACAUCAUGCGCUGCUGGGCCAAGCUCCACCCCGUGAAGCGCAAGCGGCUCGCCGAGACCAGCCCGGCUUCCCGCAUCCUCGCCGUGGAGCCCACCCUCCAGGCCUCCUUUGCCCUCCGCAACGACGCCAACCCCAGCUCCCGCAAACGGGGCUUGAAGCGCUUCCCCGAAAACCCCGAGGCCUUUUGGGGGCCCAAAGCCAGGGCCAAAGCGGGGGGCGGCAUCUCUCCCUCCCUCCAGGAGAAGCGGAAGCGGCACCAGAACAAGCGGACGGAGCGGCCGGACGACGGCAGCAGCCUGAAGCAUUUUCCCUGCAAACGCUUCAAGGAGGGAACCUGCUCCCUGGGCGCCCAGUGCUGCUACUCGCACGAGGCGGCGGCUGCGGCCGCCCCGCCGGAGGCUCCCGGCUGCGGAGGAGCGAGCAGGCAGCUCGACGGAACGGCUGGAAAGUCCUUGAAGGACCUCGAACGAUGAGAAGAGAGGAAGAAGGGGGGAGUAAGAGGCAGAGAAAAAGUCAGCGUGCUACUAAUCCAGCCCCUGUGCCGCGUGUCCCUGGAGCUUAACCCAACUGUAGGCUAGAGCUAGACGCACGGACAGCGAUCGUCAGCGACUCGCAAGCGCGAAGGCUACGCGUAAAGAAUCUAUAGGGGUGUAAGUGUACGCGCAGAACCUCGAUAAAGGGCCUUCUGCUUCACCCGCCUCAGGAGUCCGUGUCUCAACUCUCCGUCCCCCGGCCCCGAUCCUGCCUCUUGCUCCGAUUAAACCGUGCCCGCA
Molecule: messenger RNA, 2521 nt
Organism: Dromaius novaehollandiae (emu)
Lineage: Eukaryota; Metazoa; Chordata; Aves; Casuariiformes; Dromaiidae
Gene: TRMT1
Product: tRNA methyltransferase 1
Exons: 17
Coding region: 218-2221 (667 amino acids)
Biological process (GO): tRNA N2-guanine methylation
Cellular component (GO): nucleus
Molecular function (GO): tRNA (guanine(10)-N2)-methyltransferase activity; metal ion binding; RNA binding
Source: RefSeq, a predicted model, not a curated record